AUGCCGAAGCUUGACUUCUUCAGACAUGUGCCCGAAGAUCUGAAGGUGCACACGUACUCGGGCAGCUUUUUCUCGCUACUAUCUUUUGCUGCUAUGGGUCUCCUGCUGCUUAAUCAUUGGAAUGCAUAUCAAUAUCAAAGUGUAAAGACCACCGUUGUGAUGGAUGAGCACCAGGAAGACCGACUGCGCGUCAAUUUUAAUGUGAGUUUACUUAACGUACCAUGCGCUGUGGCAAGCGUGGACCUCGAGGACCAUAUGGGCCAGCGCUUCACGAACCUUACACGCCAUAUUCGCCAUUUUCAGCUUGCGGCCGAUACCUCAACCAAUAAAAUACAGCGACUUAAUGAGAUUAUCAUUGACAACCACAAAAAGGGUAUUCCUGUCUGGGGAGGUGUGCAUCGAGACACUCAAGGCGCCAAGGUCCACUACUCGACACCGCUAACCGCUAAAAAUUUUGACGACUUUAUGGCCAAGUACGAGCUCGUACUAGUCAAUUUUUACGCUCCAUGGUGUCCAUUCUGUCAUCAGCUUAAUCCCGAAUGGGAACGCGCGGCGGCUCAGCUGCCUGAUCACCCAGAGUAUAGUGAGAUGGUGCGCAUGGCCUCAGUAAAUUGUGAAGACCCGGAUGCUGUUUGGCUUUGUCGUCGAUCACAUGUCCGUGGAUUUCCGACUAUGUUGAUUUAUAUGUACGGAAGCACGUCCACGCGUUAUAUGUACAACGGACCUCGCAAGACCGAACACCUACUACAGUUUUUGGAUUUAUUCUUCCGUCGUUUAGAGCCAAAUGCCGAUUUUGCUGAAGAAGUGAACGUUAAUGACGACCGUCUCGGGCUUCCAUUGCCGGUUAAGGUGGAUGGAAAGAAUUUAGACAGUAUUGACUUUAAAAAGCGCCGUCCACCCACUUCGAUACCGACUGGAGCGAUGGAGGGGUGUGAAAUUUCGGGGAGUAUUAGUGUCAACCGUGUUCCUGGAGUAGUUGCGUUUACAGCGCGGUCCAACGAUGUAUCGUUUAACGCGCAGGCAAUGGAUGUUUCGCACGUGGUUAAUCAUUUCUCCUUCGGCCAAGUGCGGCAAACAGAGAAUCUGCUAAUCGGUGGCAGCAAUAAGGUCGCGGCUCCGUCGAAUCGUUAUCCUUUGGAUAACAAGACUUUUUACAUCGAAUCUGAUAACGUCACCAUCGAACAUUUUCUCAACGUUGUUGGAUUCGAUAACCAUGACAACAGCCGAAGGACGCACUUGCAGCAGCGAUCGUACGAAUUUUCGGCUACUACAACGCAAUACCAGGACAAAACGCCUUCUGCGUUUUUUAGAUUUGAUAUUUCGCCAUUGGUGGUGCAGAUUUCGUCGGACAAUGUUCCGUUCUACCACUUCAUCACUCACCUUUGUGCAGUGAUUGGUGGUGUAUUCACUAUUCUCGGUCUUGUAGACUCUGGCGUUUUUCAUGCAAUGAAUUCAAUUUCGAAGAAACAGCAGCUAGGCAAGUUGUCGUAG
This is a messenger RNA of Plasmopara halstedii, 1491 nucleotides long. RefSeq names its product protein pdi-like 5-4. The transcript is spliced from 3 exons. Lineage: Eukaryota; Oomycota; Peronosporomycetes; Peronosporales; Peronosporaceae. Gene Ontology annotation, cellular component: COPII-coated ER to Golgi transport vesicle; endoplasmic reticulum. The coding region runs from base 1 to 1491 and encodes 496 amino acids. The record is from RefSeq and is a predicted model, not a curated record.